UCCAUAACCUCACCUUGACCUCACCACAUCAUUGCUGUUCAACUGCAUGUCCUGUAUCUCGCCCAGUCAGGGAUUUCCUUCGACCCUAGUGAACAAUGGCGGGCUUCUGGUAGUUCCCUCGUUGGAGAAAAGGUCAGACAGUUAUGAACGAGCAACAGCCAUCAUGAGUUCCAGCGAAGACGUCAAUAUGAUGGACUUGACGGGGGCACCGACAGCGCCUCCAAGGCGUAUCUUGGCUCUUAUUGAACAACUUCCCUGGGCAGUUCUGGCAAUGAUAUGCACUCAAGCUACGAUAUCUGCUAGCGAUCAGGACAUCAUAGGCAGAACGCCUCUCACCUAUUCACACGUCAACUCGUACUUGCAUCGAAUGACCCUCUCGAUCCCGCAACUCUGGACGUUCAUCGACUAUCGCCUACAUCCGUCGCUCAACCAACUCUUCCUCGAGCGCUCCGCAUCUCAGCCCCUACAUCUCACCAUCGAAACGAACCCUAGCCUGCAGAAAUUAGUCCAGUUCAAUGCCUUAAUCGAAGAACACAUCCAUCGCGUACGCUGCCUCCGUGUACUUCCCUCCCCUUCCUGUCGCGAGAGAGGCGGUCAGACUGUCGAUGCUCCCAUCUUGGAACUUGUCAAUCGAGUCACAUCCCUCGAAUCCCUAACCCUUUCAUUCCCAUGGCGGGAGAUCGAUACGCCACCCGAACUUGACGCCCAGCGCACAUCGAUCCUCGAACCCCUUCGACAUCCACAUUUGAAACAUCUUCGCCUCGAAUAUUUCGUCAGAUUACCGACCUCUAUUACCACGCCUACCAUGCUGACGCAACUCACCCUAUUGCGCCACACCAUCAGUGCAGAAUCUUUAUUCGACUUCCUCGGGUUUCUGACCUUUACCCCAGCUUUGGAGGUCUUGCGGAUAGAGUGCUGCGGACAAGGGGAGGCGUGGCGGCGUUUUCCUGACAUACCAUGUUACCCAGUCAACCUUCCGCGGUUACGAUACUUGUCGAUCACAACAUCACCUGUCAAAAUACUGCAAGAGCUUUUGAGAGCACUACGCACUCCGUCAGGUGUCAUUGUCCGGUGCCAUGUCCGUGACGGUACGGCCUUGGACCUCGAACACCUUGCGUUAUUCCCACAUCCUACCGAGGCGGACACUUGGGAAUCCUUCGAAUUGCUCCGAAAGCCGACCACUCUCCGGAUCCACCAGAGCAAGGACGAAGACGGCGACAUCUUGCUCAAGGCCGGCAACGCAGGGUCCACGUACUCUCUCCGACUGAGCAAGGUCAAAGCCCUCGCCACCUUAUUGCGUACCCUCCCGUCAAUACUCCACAUGGCCUCCGUCCGCGAAUUAUGGCUUGGGCCGAUCCUAGCGAGACCUCAGGACGCAAGAUCGUGGAGACGCGGCUGGCCCGAAGAGUCCUGGCGUACGCUAUUCCUCACACUACCCGCCCUCGAGCUCCUGGCACUACCUCGAGGGGGAUACACGGCCAUCCUCGAUAGUCUUCGACCCUCGCCCGGCGAGACGGAGGCAUUACUCCCAUGUCCUCGUCUGUCCACCGUACACGUCUUCCCAUCCGUUUCUUCGUUCGACGAAAGUCUACGCCGAUUCCUUCAAACCCGCGCGGAGUUGGACCAUCCGAUCCAGCACCUUCACUGCCACAUAUAUCCACCGCGUUGGUGGUAUGGCGAAUGGACACCUGUUGUGGAUCUCCGGUGGCUGCAUGCGAAGCCUAGCGAGUGGUGGGAGAAGGCGCCGGUAUCGAGGUUGGGCGAUGAUGGAUGGGAUUCGAAUGCGAGGUAUCCACAUUGUUCAGAUGUUACGGGAGAUGAUGUUGGGGAGGAGAUCAUGGAUAAAGUUGGGGAGAUUUCGGCGGUACAGUCGCGAUUGGCGGUGUGGGAAAGGUGGGAGAAUGAGCAGUAAUAUUAUGUCUAGCAAUACUGGUUCGCAUCCGUUUUCUCGUCGUACUUGUUGUCGUGGUUGUAUUAGCAUCGUCUCGGACUCUGGAUGUAUCAUAACUUGCAUUUACGUUACGCUUUGGACAAUCUCAGAGAGGG
Messenger RNA from Stereum hirsutum FP-91666 SS1, 2046 nucleotides. RefSeq lists its product as uncharacterized. The transcript is spliced from 3 exons. Bases 47 to 1912 code for a protein of 621 amino acids. NCBI's taxonomy places the organism in Eukaryota, Fungi, Basidiomycota, Agaricomycetes, Russulales, Stereaceae. The record is from RefSeq and is a predicted model, not a curated record.